Molecule: messenger RNA, 1491 nt
Organism: Odocoileus virginianus texanus
Lineage: Eukaryota; Metazoa; Chordata; Mammalia; Artiodactyla; Cervidae
Product: 2-acylglycerol O-acyltransferase 3-like
Biological process (GO): triglyceride biosynthetic process
Cellular component (GO): endoplasmic reticulum membrane
Molecular function (GO): diacylglycerol O-acyltransferase activity
Source: RefSeq, a predicted model, not a curated record
CGGCGCCAAGUAAGAACGUCCAGGAAUGGGGAGAUCACACAGUCAGGGCUGGGACCCAGUGGGUGGGCUCUCUGGCUUCUUCUGCGACUCCUUCCCACAGUGAUAUCUAAUGCACCGAGGGCUGGGCCUCCAUGGCACGCCCCCUAGGCCGUCUCCUAGUCGCAAGAAGGGACCAGCCCAGACCAACCCACUGGAGAAGUUCAUGAUAAGUGAGAGCAGACUGGAGACCUCUGGGACUCUGAUGAGAGUCUCCUCAUGCACACAGCCCCCUACAAGCGAUCCUGGGAAGCUCCAAGCGCUUGGCCACUCUACCAGAAAGGUUUCCUGUGCUCCUACCAAAGCCUUCAUCCCAUUUCCGCGGUUCGGGAGCCCUGCUGACUGAAGGGGAGCACCUGGGAGUCUCCACCACCCCACCACCCCACCACCCACCCCCAGCAUGAAAACUCUAAAGAAACAGUGGUUAGAAGUACUGAGCAUCUACCACUAUGUGCUCUGUUUCGUCUUCCUGGGCCCUGUCUUUUCCCUUCUUGGCGUCUUCCUCCUCUUCACCUCACUCUGGUAUUUCUCUCUUCUCUACUUGGUAUGGUUAUUCCUGGACUGGGACACACCCCAGCGAGGUGGAAGGCGUUGUCAGUGGUUGAAGAACUGCACUGUUUGGAAACACCUGAGCAAUUAUUUCCCCAUUAAGCUGGUGAAGACAGCAGAGCUGCCCCCAGACAGGAACUACGUGCUGGUGUCUCACCCACACGGGAUCAUAGCCAUCGGAAGCUUCUGUAACUUCGCCACGGAGGGCACUGGCUCCUCGCAGCAGUUCCCAGGGCUCCGGUUCUCACUGGCCGUGUUGAAUGGCCUCCUGUACACGCCAGGCCAUCGAGAGUACUUUCUGUCCUGUGGAGUAUGUUCUGUGAACCGUCAGAGCCUGGAUUUUGUUCUGUCUGAACCACAGCUCGGCAGGGCUGUGGUCAUCGUGGUCGGAGGGGCCAAUGAGGCCCUGUAUGCCGUCCCAGGGGAGAACUGCCUCACUCUCCGGAAUCGUAAAGGCUUCGUCCGCCUGGCACUGAGGCACGGCGCCUCUCUGGUGCCCGUGUACUCCUUUGGGGAGAAUGACAUCUUCAGAGUUAAGGUUUUUGCCCCAGACUCCUGGCAGCGUCUGUUCCAGGUCACCAUCAAGAAGCUCCUGAGCUUCUCUCCUUGCAUCUUCUGGGGCCGUGGUCUCUUCUCAGCAAAGUCCUGGGGCCUGGUGCCCUUGGCCAGACCCAUCACCACUGUGGUGGGCCGCCCCAUCCCGGUGCCCCAGUGCCCGCAGCCCACCGAGGAGCAGGUGGACCACUAUCACACGCUGUACAUGAAGGCUCUGGAGCAACUGUUUGAGGAGCACAAGGAGAGCUGUGGCCUCCCGGCUUCUACUCGCCUCACCUUCAUCUAGCCCUGGCCUCACCCCUGCGCCCUUCCCAGCCUGCCCCCCGCCCCCAGCCCCUGAUCCCAGCGCCU